CCUGUUGUGCUCCAGAUCAAUUGUCCCCUGCCCGUAAUGUUACCUGGUGGUUCAGCCUGAUAGAGGCUGUGAUCUGCACUGGCCAUGGGGCUCCUAGGAAGGACUCAGGGGACCCGGGAGACUAGAAAUGGACUCAGUGGCCAUUGGGGAUGUGGCUGUGAACUUCACCCUGGAGGAGUGGGCUAUACUGGAUCCUUCACAGAAGAAACUCUACAGAGAUGUGAUGUGGGAAACCUUCAGGAACCUGGCCUCAAUAGGAAAAACAUGGAAAGAACAUGAUAUUGAAGAUCAAUACAAAAAUGAGAUGAGAAAACUAAGAUGUCAUAUGGUGGAGAGACUCUGUGAAAGUGAAGAGGGUAGUCAAUAUGGGGAAAAUUUCAGCCUUAUUCCAAAUCUUAAUCUGAACAACAAAACUACAGGAGCUACACCAUGUAAAUGCAGUGCAUGUGGAAAAGUCUUCGUGCAUCAUUCAUCCCUUAAAAGGCACGUUAGAUGUCACACUGAACAGAAAGCAUAUGAUGAUCAAAAAUAUGGAGAGAAGCCGUAUAAAUGUAAGGAAUGUGGAAAAGCAUUCCCUUUUUGCAAGUCUCUUAGAAGACAUGAAAGAAUUCAUACUGGAGAUAAAUUUUAUGAAUGUAAAAAAUGCAGUAAAGCAUUCACUUCUUCAAGUUAUCUUCGAAUACAUGAAAGAAUUCAUACUGGAGAGAAACCCUAUGAAUGUAAGGAAUGUGGGAAAGCCUUUACAAAUCCCUCAAGCCUUCGAUCACACGUGAUCUUUCACACUGGAGAUGGACCUUAUAAGUGUAAGGAAUGUGAAAAAGUAUUCAUUACUCCCAGUGCAUUUCGAAGACAUGAAAGGAGUCAUACUGGGGAGAAACCCUACAAAUGUAAGGAAUGUGGGAAAGCCUUUAAUUAUCCCUCAAGCUUUCAGUCACACAUGAUCACUCACACUGGAGAUGGACCUUAUAAAUGUAAGGAAUGUGGGAAAGCCUUCCCUUUUCCCAGUUUACUUAGAGUACAUGGAAGAAUUCAUAGUGGAGAGAAACCCUUUGAAUGUAAAAUAUGUGGUAAAGCCUUCAGGUUUUCCAAUAAUGUUCAAUUACAUGAAAGAACUCACACUGGAGAGAAACCCUAUGAAUGUAAAACAUGUGGUAAAGCCUUCAGGUUUUCCAGUAAUGUUCAAGUACAUGAAAGAAUUCAUACAGGAGAGAAACCAUAUGAAUGUAAAAAAUGCAGUAAAGCAUUCAUUUCUUCCAGUUCUCUUCGACAACAUGAAAGAAAUCAUACUGGAGAGAAACUCUAUGAAUGUAAAAAAUGCAGUAAAGCAUUCACUUCUUCAAGUUCUCUUCAAUUACAUGAAAGAAUUCAUACUGGAGAGAAGCCCUAUGAAUGCAAAACUUGCAAUAAAGCAUUCACUUUUUCCAGUUCUCUCCGAAGACAUGAAAGGAUUCAUACAAGAGAGAAACCCUAUGAAUGUAAAAAAUGCAGUAAAGCAUUUAAUUCUUCUAGUUCUCUUUGAAACCAUGAAGGAAUUCAUAGUGGAGAGAAACCAUAUGAAUGCGAAAAAUGCAGUAAUGACUUCAUGUCUUCCAGUUCUCUUUGAAAACAUGAAAGAAAUCAUACUAGAGAGAAGCUAUGUGAAUGUAAGGAAUGUGAGAAACCAUUCACUUGUCUCAGAUCACUUCAAAGACGUGAAAGAAGUCACACUGCAGAGAAAGCCUAUGAAUGUCAGUCAAAUGAGAAAGUGUUUAUUUCUCAUGAAAACUUUCAAAGAUAUGUGAGAAUGCACGCUAGAGGAAAAACCAUGUAAGUGUAGAUAAUGUGGGAAAGCUUUUGUCAUCUGAGUUCUUUCUGGAGGUAUGAAAGGACUCACUUGAUAAAAACCUCUUAAAUGUAAACAGCAUGAGAAAAACUUCAAUUAGCCUGGGUCAUUGUAUGUGAAUCUCCCUCCAGAAAGAAAUAUAAAUGUAAGUAAUAUGAGAAAGCUUGAUGGAAAUUAAUCUGUGUAUAAUGUUCUAAAAAACUUUCAACAUGAAAGAGGUAUUAUAAAAGUUGUAAAUAUAUUGUGUUUACCAAGCCUCUUUCUUAAAGUGCAACAUUGGAUUGUGGAUUUCUACUAAUUACUUUCAGAAAUGAAUAUUGAGGUGAGAUAAU
Diceros bicornis minor is the source of this 2154-nucleotide messenger RNA. Its product is annotated as zinc finger protein 709-like. NCBI's taxonomy places the organism in Eukaryota, Metazoa, Chordata, Mammalia, Perissodactyla, Rhinocerotidae. Bases 128 to 1519 code for a protein of 463 amino acids. Gene Ontology annotation, biological process: regulation of transcription by RNA polymerase II. The transcript has 4 exons. The record is from RefSeq and is a predicted model, not a curated record. Gene Ontology annotation, molecular function: DNA-binding transcription factor activity; RNA polymerase II cis-regulatory region sequence-specific DNA binding.